Messenger RNA from Symbiodinium natans, 1500 nucleotides. Lineage: Eukaryota; Dinophyceae; Suessiales; Symbiodiniaceae. The record is from the annotation of a GenBank genome assembly.
AUGGCCGUCCUCCGGGUCGUCAUGAUGACCUCUGGGCUGGAAGUGCUCGUCCUGUCUGCACAGGAGCUCGAGGACAUGGCUGCGUUUGGCAACGGCUUGGGGAGAGUUCUGAAGCAGCACUUGGAGACACUGAUGGGGCUUCCGCGGUUCCGGCAGCGCCUGCUGCUCAACGGACAGCUGCUCAGUGACGACACGCCACUGGACUUGCUCGACCUGCCGGUUGUCUUGCAUUUGGUGCUGCUGUCACUCUGCGCACCGGGGAUUCAGGAGCUACAAUCCUUCUCUGCGGCCAUCUCCCAGGACGACGAGGUGUCGGUGGAUUCCUUCCUGCAGCAACCGAUGGACCCAGAUGUCGAAGUGGAGGGCGGCUUGCCCUGCCUGUCCUUAGCCGCCAAGAAUGGCAGCUUGCGCUCAGCCAAGCUGCUGUUGGAGGCCAAGGCGGACAUGGGGAAGCCGGGCGGCCGGAGUCGGCGGACGCCUCUGCACUGGGCAUGCGCACGGGACCGGGUAGAAGUUGCGCGCUGGCUGUUGCAGUCUGGGGCAGAUUUGCACACCACUGAAGCAAACGGUGAUCUGCCUUUCCACUUAGCAUGCGCCCGGGGGCAUGUACAAGUUGCACGCAUGUGCAUUUUGGAUAGAGUCGAUGUCAACGCAGUGGGAUCGAAUGGUCUGGCACCUCUGCAUGUGGCAUGCCGUCUGGGCCAUGCCGAAGUGGCUCGCUUGCUGUGCGAUGCCGGUGCGGAUACCAACAAUGUCUCAGCAAACCUACACUACACUACACCACUGAUCGCAGCAUGCAGGCGAGGAUACCUGGACAUUGUUCGGCUGUUGGUGCAGCAUCGGGCCAAUGUGGACAUGCCGAGUGAGAAGAACAACAUGGCCUUGCUGUGUGCCUGUGCGAAUGAACGCCUCGAUGUUGCCCGGUUCUUGCUUGAGGCCGGUGCGGAUGGGGUCGGCGCCUUGCGCUUGGCAUGCUCCGCAGGCUCCACACACAUUGUGCAGCUGCUGAUGGGGCUGGGCGUGUGCCGGCUCGACUGCGAUGCCAGCAGCAGAGUCCCAUUGCACCUAGAUGGCACCCGCAGCCACAUCAAGACUGUUCGCUUGCUGCUGAGUAUGGCGUGCUUGGAAGGUCGAGCCGACACUGUGCGGUUCUUGCUGCGGCAUGGAACAAGUCCAGACCACGUCGCUGAUCACUGCGCAACACCCCUGCUUAUUGCCUGCUUGAAAGGGCACGCAGACAUUGUGCAAGUGCUGGUGGACAAUGGCAUGAGCAUCAACCAUGCCUUCACACCACAUCAGACCACGCCAUUGCACAUAGCAUGCCAGCAUGGGCACCUGGAAGUUGUGAAGCAGCUCGUCCAAGGCAGGGCCCAAGUGGACGCGCAAGCCAACGGCCACACGCCGCUGGACAUAGCCAAUGCCUCAGGCCACGGCGGCAUCGCAGCUCUUCUCACCGAGGGAGGGCCCAAGCGAAGACGUCGGACGAAGGGACCUCCUUGA